Molecule: messenger RNA, 584 nt
Organism: Guillardia theta CCMP2712
Lineage: Eukaryota; Cryptophyceae; Pyrenomonadales; Geminigeraceae
Exons: 12
Biological process (GO): transport
Cellular component (GO): cytoplasm; plasma membrane
Source: RefSeq, a predicted model, not a curated record
AAGGUUCCUCCUACUCUCGUUCAUCGCCAUGUCUCGCUUCGGCAUGCCGAUCUUGGUGCUGAAUCUCGGAGGAGAGAUGAUGUACAUCUUAGAGCAGCGGUUGGUCGCACAGAAGAUUGCAAACGAAAAGGCGAAGAAGGUGAUAGGAGAUAUUCUGCGAACAAUGUUCAACCCCAAGUUCAUUGCAGAGCUCUUCAAACCGCAAGAGUUGUAUAGCAACACGUCGACGAGGCAGAUCUUCGAACGCAUCGCCCAUUCCUCCAUCAUGAAACUUUCGGAAUCUUCGAUGGACAAGCUGUUCGAUCUGAUGACGACAGGAUUCAAGUAUCAAAUCAUCUCCUGUUCAACACCUUCACAACUCGUGGAUAUCACCCUCAACCACCUGGACAAUAUAAGAAACAUGGUGAAAGAGGACCAAUCGCUACAAAGACUUCUCCAGCAAACAGUGGUCCUGAUAGAAACCACCAUCGCUAGCCUCAGCCUGAGCUCUCUCGCUCUCCUCCGACAGACCCUCCUUACAAACGUUCAGGACCGCAAGGUCAAAGUUUCUCCUUUCUUGAUCGAAGGGAAUUCAAAAUGCAGAC